Messenger RNA from Schizophyllum commune H4-8, 2273 nucleotides. RefSeq lists its product as uncharacterized. NCBI's taxonomy places the organism in Eukaryota, Fungi, Basidiomycota, Agaricomycetes, Agaricales, Schizophyllaceae. Gene Ontology annotation, biological process: negative regulation of silent mating-type cassette heterochromatin formation; negative regulation of rDNA heterochromatin formation. The transcript is spliced from 5 exons. The coding region runs from base 101 to 1987 and encodes 628 amino acids. The record is from RefSeq and is a predicted model, not a curated record. Gene Ontology annotation, cellular component: Rpd3L-Expanded complex; Rpd3L complex.
UGGGUGUGAAAUUGGCAGCCCGCGUCAAGAAGACCUCUGGCAAGGGAUUCGUCUUGAAAAGAACGGUCAUCAGCCCCCAAAAUCCCGAAUUCGACCCGCCAUGGCCCAAGCCGCGACGAUGGGCCCGCCGCUCUCGCCCAGGGAGCCCCGCCGCUCUGGACGACGUUCCCUACCCGCCGCGUCCACCAGUACCUCCAAAUCGCCGGAAUCUGACCACCCCUCCACACGCCCGAGCCAACCCGCAGCACGGCCCCCGCUCUCCACCCAGUCUAGCAACGGCAGAACCAAGCGCCCUAAGCUCGAGGACACCGACGACACCCUCGACGAUCGCCGGUCCGCCCCAGCAGCCCCCAACGGCUCCAGCACCUCCACCAACGGCAGCAACGGCAGCCGCAGCAAGCGCAAGACGAAGGAUAAGGAGAAGCCACUCGACCCUCCACCCGUCGCCGCCGAUGUCGCGCCCGCCGCCACCGAGGACACACCCAUGGAUCCCCCCGACGGAGACGACCAGGGUGUCACACGUUGUGUCUGUGGGAGCACAGAGGACGACCCCGAUGCGGGAGAGUUCAUGGUUCAAUGUGAGAUAUGCAACGUUUGGCAGCACGGCCUCUGCAUGGGCUUUGAAUCAGAAGAUCAACUCCACGAAUCCGACUAUUUUUGCGAGAAGUGUCGGCCAGACCUGCAUGAGGAGACUCUUAGGAAGUUGAACAACAAACGCAACCGCGGACACAACAACAACAAUAACCAUCAUUUCGCGACCCACAAUUCUCGAACAUCUCGAUCGCGCUCGCCCUCGCUCCUCACCAAGCAGCAGCAUGCGCAGCCAUCUAAGCGCCGAAAUACCAUGAACAGCCGCGACGCUGACUUUGACCACGACCUGGAGGCGAUCAUCCGGGCGUCGGCCGCUGAAGCCGCCGCCCAGGAGAAUGCGCAUGCGAAUGAGGCGCCUGUGCAUUCGGUCGAGCAGGAAGUGGAUGCGGAUGUUGUGGGAAACGCUCGUAAGAAGCGGAGAAGGACGGAUGACGACGCAUUACAACCGAAGAAGCGAACGAGGUCUGCGUCAACUACUUCCGACAUGCCUGUCGCGCCAGCCGCCGUCGUUAGAGACGAGACACCCGUGCCGAGCAAGGGCUCCCUUCCUCCCGUCCCUCCCGCGCCAAAGACGAACGGCCGCCAGAAACGAGGCGCGCGCAAGCCUGCCGUCAACCAGGAGCCUCUAAUCGCCGUCGACGGGGAAGAAGUUCCGACCCCGAGCAUCAAUCAGCGUCGCAAGAAAGGGGGGCAGCAUUCGAGACGACCUGGUGGGCAAAACGCCUCGGCUGCAGGGGACUCGCGUCGGCAGUCAAGCACUGUCAACGGGCAUGGUGGAGGCGAGGGUCGUGCCUAUCGCCAAUCACACGCGUUCGCCGUAUCUCAGCAGCCGCUCUACACGUCCUGGGGUCUUCCGGACUACCUGGCGCACUUGGAGGAGGCACUCCCGACGGUAGCGCCUGUCCCGCUCGAAGUGCGCGCCGGCGGCUCCGGUGCGGGCUCGCGUGGCGGCAGCAUGGAGCGGACGAUCGAGCGUGGCGUGAAGGUCAAGUGGCCGAGCAAACGCAUGUCCGUCACCGACAUGAACAAGCGCGUCCGGUCCCUCGUCGAAUGGGUCAGCCGCGAGCAGGCCAGUGCGGCGGAUCGCCAGCGCCGGCGGGAGUCCCUUGAGAUGGCUCUCAAGGAGGAGAGGCAACGCAGUCAGCCUGCGACCAACGGCAAUGGAGAGGCGGAGCCGAUGGUGGACGGUGCUGCGACCGUUGAUAGUCCGAUGCAAGAGAGGACCCUGGAGGGUGCGCUGCAAGCGCGGGCUGCUGCGCCGGCCGAGUCGUCCAGCUCGGAUACGAUGAAGCAGAUGGAGGAGCUCAUGGAGGAGCUUAUCAAGUUCCAAGAGCGCUAUGGGCCAGGGGCGAAGGCGCGUGAACGUCGCGCGGCGGCUGCAGCGGCGGUGGCAUAGCCGCGGUUGUGUAGCCUGUUCUCCGCUUUCGCCUGCUUCCGUUGUCAGAUUGCUGGCGACGAUAUCCCCUCUGCCUGCAGGACGCAGUAUACAAUAUUGCUGUAUCAUUAUUGCUCACCAUUUUCCCCUUUGACCGAUUAGCUGAUAGGAUACCGAUUUCUUCUUCUCUUUCUUUCUUGAAGAUACAUAUGGCCUGCUGUUCCUACAUAGUGUUAAUGUACUGCUGCUGAUGAGAACGAGGAGGGAAGAAGUGAAUAUAGGAAGCUUACGAUUGCUGAGAAAGCCU